Messenger RNA from Prorocentrum cordatum, 351 nucleotides. Lineage: Eukaryota; Dinophyceae; Prorocentrales; Prorocentraceae. The record is from the annotation of a GenBank genome assembly.
AUGCAGGUGGACCGCGCGCAAUUGGGCAGAAACGCUUUCAACCUGAUUCUGCAGAACCUCGACGUGCUCGACGUACUCGAGGCCUGCGGCACCGACAUCGAUGGGCUGCAGGGCAUGAAAGACGUCCUGUUCCCACAGGAGACGAGCGAGAUCAGCUUCAAGGAGAUGUACGAGGUCCUCCUCCGCCUCCGCAGGGGCAAGCCCGCCAGCGUCCUGGACGUCGUCGAGCUGCGGGAGCUCACCCGGCGGCGGACGGAGGAGCUCCGGGAGCUCCUUCUGCAGCCCGCGGCAGCGGCCUGCGGGGGAGAGCGGGGCUCCGCCGCGUCCAGGGCCGUGCGGUCUCGGUCCUGA